GGCGCCGUAUGCUGCGACUCGGCUUCGGUUGAUGAUCAGCUGCAAUUGAACAAGCGGCAUCAUGUGGGUGCGUCGGCGCCUACUAAAUCUGACAUUCCUUGCUUCGCACCCACACAGUUCUCGUCCUUCUAAGCUCCAAUUAUCAGCAUCCAUGUUGAUGGAGCACCGGAAAGUCCCCCGUACCUAGACUUCUUGAAGUCACAUCAGAAGGUUCUUACGCAAAUGUAUAUCGAAUUUCAGCUCGUAUCCUGUAGAAGCCCCCAUCGGAGGCAUAAACCUUAACAGAUAUAAAGGUAGCGGCGAUGGGCUUCAUUGCUCUUCGACAACCCUGCUCAAUUCCAUCAUGCACAAUUCCAGUACCCAAUCGCCAGGAACCGUCGAUGAAAAGACUGCAGACGAAUCUACGGCAGGACAGCGGGCAGACAAAAACAACAGAGAUGCCGAUAUACAGGCUACCCUCGCUGCGGAUUACCCUGACGGCGGAUGGAGGGCAUGGUUAGUUGUGCUUGGGGCAAUGUGCAGCGCAUUUUCGACUUUCGGUUAUGUAAAUGCAUGGGGUGUGUUUCAAGCCUACUACGAGGAGGGUCUUUUGUCACACUCUAGUGCCUCUACAAUCGCGUGGAUAGGAUCCAUACAGUAUUCCCUCGUCUUCUUGCCUGGUUUGGUCACUGGUCGAAUGUUCGAUCUUGGAUAUUUCAAGAUACCCUAUUUUCUCGCUAGCAUUCUUCUUGUAGGGGCCACAUUUCUCGUAGGUGAAUGCACCAAAUACUGGCAGCUUCUGCUCUGUCAAGGAUUUGCCAUCGGACUUUCAUGUGGAAUGGUAUUUGGUCCAACCAAUAGUAUCAUCGGCCAUUGGUUCCGGCGCAAGAGGGGCCUUGCUAUGGGCUUAGCAGCCUGCGGCUCUUCUGUCGGGGGAACUGUAUUCCCAAUUGCCGCACGCAUGCUUAUACCCGCCGUUGGACUUCCAUGGACCAUGCGGAUCAUCGGGUUCAUACUCAUAUUAAGUACUGGGAUAGCAAACUUGACUCUAGAACGACGCCUCCCUCCUGUACGUGUUAAGGGAGGACUUGCGAACCUGGACGCUUUUAAGAGCGUUCCAUACACUAUUUACUGCAUUUCAGGUUUCACGACAUUUCUUGGACUAUACACUGUCUUGACAUACAUCGACAUCAGUUCCAUAUCAGUUGGUAUAUCUUCUGAUUUCUCGUUCUAUCUUGUCUCUAUCGCCAAUGCCGGUACGCAUCUCUUUUUUAUGUUUGAAUUGAUUCUGAGCCUUAAAUCAGCAUCGGGUGCUGUGAAUUAUAUGGCUCCCGUAACUCUCGCAGCCGGCUUGCUGACAUAUGCCUGGCCAUUUGCACGAGACAAACCUUCUAUCAUUGCUAUUUGCAAUACUUACGGCUUUACCAAUGGUGCUUACAUUUCGUCGUUUUUGAUACCUAUCUUUGAGCUCGGUGAUAUGGACGACCUCGGAAGAAGACUGGGAAUGGCCAUGACCAUCGCUGCGUCUGGUGCAUUAGCUGGUCCGCCGAUUUCUGGCGCAAUAUACAGUGCAACCGGAGGAUUCGAAGCAGUCGGAUACAUGCAGGUGCUUCACACUAUAGUUCUCACCGUGGUGUUGAUGCUUAUAGUUCGUCAUCUAGUGCUCGGAAGGUUGGUAGGAAAGUUUUAGGUAUGACAUUACCAUGCAGCUUCCUCUCAGAAUGUCGGCUAUGACUGCUUUUAUGUUCCACUUUUUCUCUCACGUUGUCAUAAAUUAUGUGCGUAGAUAUUUUUGCAAAGGCACGCGACAGGACUAGAUGUAUCAUUCACCGCAACUAUGUAUAUAGAUGUACUUUCAGACGUAAUCAGACGAGUUGAUAUGACAU
Messenger RNA from Desarmillaria tabescens, 1865 nucleotides. Its product is annotated as major facilitator superfamily domain-containing protein. The coding region runs from base 344 to 1669 and encodes 441 amino acids. Gene Ontology annotation, cellular component: membrane. NCBI's taxonomy places the organism in Eukaryota, Fungi, Basidiomycota, Agaricomycetes, Agaricales, Physalacriaceae. Gene Ontology annotation, biological process: transmembrane transport. The transcript has 12 exons. The record is from RefSeq and is a predicted model, not a curated record. Gene Ontology annotation, molecular function: transmembrane transporter activity.